GGCGGGGUUAAGCAGCAGCUAAACCAAUCGGAAGACUGUUGAAAGACGGGCGCGGACUUUCAAAAACCAGUAAAAUGGAGGCCGAGAUUCAGUCACCGGACGCGUUUAAAACUCCGUGUAAACCGGCGAAGAUGAAGAGUCCAGUUAGUGCAUGUGGAACCCCGGUCACUAUUCCAGCAUCUCCGUUUAUGAAGAAGCUCGGCUGUGGCACUGGUGUGAGCGUCUACCUCAUGAACAGAAAUGGAAAACAGACUCACUCGCCCUGGGCCGUUAAGAAGAUCAACAGCAAGUGUGCAAAGACUCAGAAGAACGUGUACCAGAAGCGGUUGUGUGAGGAAGCAAAGAUCUUAAAGGAACUGCAGCACCCAAAUAUUGUUGGCUUUAGAGCGUUCACCACAGCGAAGGAUGGCUCGAAGUGUUUGGCGAUGGAGUACGGAGGGGAGCAGUCUCUCAAUGACCUGAUUGAAAAGAGGAGAGAGGAGGGCUUACAGGCUUUCCCAGUUGCCACUGUUGAAAAAGUGGCUCUUCAUGUAGCUCGUGGUUUGCAGUAUCUGCACAAUGAGAAAAAGCUUCUGCAUGGAGACAUGAAAUCCUGCAACGUCGUCAUAAAAGGCGACUUUGAGACCAUCAAGAUCUGCGACGUCGGAGUUUCCCUUAAGUUAGAUGAAAAUAUGCAAGUGAGCGACCCGAAGGCCUACUACAUCGGCACAGAGCCAUGGAAACCCAAAGAGGCGCUGGAGGAUGGACUAAUCACCGACAAAGCAGACAUCUUUGCGUAUGGCCUCACCCUGUGGGAGAUGAUGACUCUCUCUGUGCCUCACCUAGAGAUGCUCGACAGCGAGGGUGACUGUGAUGAUGACGACUCGUUUGAUGAGGACGACUUUGAUGAGGAUGCGUAUUACGAGAAGCUGGGAACCCGACCUCCGCUGGACGCAGCCACUCUGGGCGGCGCCUACCAGAAGAUGGUGGAGCUUUUCUGUCUCUGUACUGAGGAAGAUCCCAGCAAAAGACCUUCAGCUGCUCACAUCGUUCAGGCUCUGGAGUCCAACAGCCAGCUGGAUGAUAAACGCAGUGAGGUGAUAGUUAUAGAUUAACAGCUGCUCACGUGUCUGAUGGAUUUUCCGUAGUCUUUUCUCACUGUACUGUCUGUCUGUCCUUGUUUGAGUGUAACUUCUUUUCUGUCCUAUUUUUAAACCUCUCUCUAAAUCUAUAUAGAAUUCACUCUACAGCUAUCACCUACAACUUUAUUAUUGAUUUUACUGUAUGUAGAUUUAGACUUGUGUUCCAAUUAUUAAACAAUUCUUAAUUAAAUAA
Messenger RNA from Pangasianodon hypophthalmus (striped catfish), 1314 nucleotides. It is a transcript of the gene pbk, whose product is annotated as PDZ binding kinase. The transcript is spliced from 8 exons. Bases 75 to 1094 code for a protein of 339 amino acids. The record is from RefSeq and is a predicted model, not a curated record. NCBI's taxonomy places the organism in Eukaryota, Metazoa, Chordata, Actinopteri, Siluriformes, Pangasiidae. Gene Ontology annotation, biological process: protein phosphorylation. Gene Ontology annotation, molecular function: ATP binding; protein serine/threonine kinase activity.